Molecule: messenger RNA, 3731 nt
Organism: Coregonus sp. 'balchen'
Lineage: Eukaryota; Metazoa; Chordata; Actinopteri; Salmoniformes; Salmonidae
Source: the annotation of a GenBank genome assembly
CUUCAAACCCUAUUUUCUUUUUUGUCUAUGGCUUCAAUGGAUUGUGGCUUUGUUGAUUGCCAUUGCCACAUCACAGCCUGUGAAUUUGCCGAGGUAUGUGUACACAAAUCAGUGGGUAUGUAGCAAAAGGCCUGUGGUAUGUAAGCUAAUAUAACGGAAGCAUUAGGUUAGUAUUAAACUGUUAUGCGAGCGUGGGUGCUUAUGUGUGCUGCCCACCAGAAGGCAGUCUCGCAACUAGGAAGCGUGAAAAAUGGUCACAUACAGUCCACAGCACAGCAAUACUUGCAGACAGCUGACUAUGCAAUGAUUAUUCCAGGGUGAAUGUUCAAAAGUGACAGUACAAAACUGUGUGUCUAUUCUGCAGGAUUUAGAGGAUGUGAUCAAGAGGACCAGAGAGGUUAGUAGUAGCUAUUAUGUAAUAUGUGUAAUAUGUUUAAUAAUAUAAAGUUAAAAUGAAUAAAAUCUUGAUUACUGUAUUUAUUAACAGUUGUAUUGUAGUCUACAUCAGAUGUUGUGCCAUUUCAGGCUGGAGUCAAAACACUUAUUUCUGUCACAGAAGAGGCCAGUGAGUUUGAAAGAGUUAUCCAGCUGUUUAAAGGGUCUGUAUCAUACACAACAUAUGUUAUUUGCAGCACAUAAUAGUCCAUAUUCAGAAAUGUCAUCGUUUUAUAAUAGCAAAUUCUGUGCCUUGUGAUAUCCUGCUCCAAAUGCAUACAUCAUAACACACAAAAUAAUAGUUCAACUCACUAUCAAAAUGUUCCCAUGGCUUCCAGCAGCUUUUGACAGUCUGAGUUUUUUUAUUCUCCAAGAGACAUUUAUCUGUUAUUGUAGUACAUUGAGACACUGUGAAACUGUUUUAUGAAUGUUGUCUUUGAGUUACUCUUACUGUUGUUCUUUCAGCUACCCAGAUCUAGUUGCACCAUGUUUUGGAAUCCACCCAGUCCAAGGCUGUGGGUCCCAGGACCAGCGCAGCGUGAAGAUUCAGGUACAAACAUUCACCCAUAGUUAGCAGUUCAACACACACUCACUGAAUAGACAUCAAACACAUUUCAGACAGUCAGCCUUAUGUUAGAUAUUAUGGUUAUAAACAAAAUGUAAUGGUAUCUCAAGAUGAAAUGAACAGGCAUGCUGACUUUUCCCAAAACAUCUCUUAUUACAGGACUUGGAGCCUGCCUUGCCCUUGUUCCAGAAGUACAGAGAUGACAUUGUUGCAGUUGGAGAGGUAUGUACUGUACUGUAGGCCUACUCAUAGAAUCCCAUGGAAAAACCACUUUUCACAUCUCUAGUACUAUGCAGCAGGUCUGUCUGGCCCUGCAUCAUGCUUAAACUUACACACACGUGUCAUAUCCUGGUGUAAAAACUGUAAGAUUAUAUGACUUCUGUAAAGCAAAAGGAUUAGGCUUAUUAAGCCUGAGCUCCCACUUGCUAAACUGAAAGUGCACUCUGCUACAUUUACAUUUACGUCAUUUAGCAGACGCUCUUAUCCAGAGCGACUUACAAAUUGGCUAGAAUAACUUACAUCACUAACAAUUCACCCUACCGGCUAAUACCCUUAAUGAUCAAUAUCCUUCGCAUGAGUUUUGGAAGGAAUGCAUGUCUGGCAGAAAGCAUUCUUUUACAAAUGUAAUUUGGUGGAGCCAAGAGAGGCAGGUAUUAGGGCAAAGUCAACCAUGUCAAUCAUGUCUCCCUGUCAGUAACAGCACAGAGUAAGCUAGUGGGGACAGGGAGCUCUAGCUGGACAUUUCCAGCAUGUGUUUUUGUUUGGGACUGACUGACUGUUGGCCUGGACUGGGAAAGCUUUGACUAACCGCCCACUGUUCAACUGGUUUCCAUUAAGCUGCCCAGUGCCCAUUUCAGAUUUGUGUUGAGGGGCAAUUCCAUGAUAAUGGAAUUACACUGAGACUCUUAUAUUUUUUUCACCAAACAAAAACCAUUGAUUUCAAAGUUUCACAAACCAUAGAACUCUAUGCACAAUGACUACUUUUAACAAUUUCCACUGAACCUUUUAAUUUAAAAAGUAAGAACUGUGCACAUACAAUGUUUGGUAACAGAAUCAAACUGAGGGAGAUUUUACUGAAAUUCUGUUACCAAACUUUGCAUCUGCACAAUUUUUCCAGUAAUUUAUUUAUUUACUGUCUAAAUUGUUCAAAGUAGUCAUUGUGCAUAGAGUUACAUGGUUUGUUAAAGAUUUAAAUCAAUGGUUUUUGUUUGGCAUACAUUUUAAAUAUCUCAUCUUAAUUCUGUUACUGUGGAAUUGCCUAGAGGUUAUGUUUUGCCAAUAGACUGAAUCAAUGCAAUGAUAAUGUUUUUCUAUUGCCCCUCAUCCUUUAAACUGUCACUUUUUCUUAUUUUGAUAACAGAUUGGUCUUGACUUCACCCCUUGGUAUGCCCCCACUUCACAGGAGAGAGAGGAACAGUUGACUGUUUUCACCAAGCAAUUACAAAUAUCCAAGGAUCUGGAUUUGCCAGUGUAAGUUUAUCGUGGAUAGCCUUGGUCCAUAUUACUGGCUGUGCUAGGAGACACAUUACAUGAAUGUAGUCAGACUGUGAGCAACUGCAACGAGCCAUGUCCUUGGCAGGGACAAGAACAGGCUUUGCAUGGAAUGUCUCACUAGAACUGGAUAUUAGAGAGUAUUAUUAUUUGUCACUACUAUAUUUCUCCUUACAGUUUCUUGUUGUGUGCAUUUCCUCUUUGACGCAGGAACAUCCAUUCCCGAUCAGCUGCAAAGAUCACCAUAGCUACUCUGAAAGAACAGGGUGGGUGUCUUAAAAUCAGGAUUACAUAAGAGGACAGCCUCAUUGCUGAAGUGACUAAUGUUGCAUUUUUAGGAGGCCUUAACAUGUGCUAUUUUGGCUAUCCUAUCAGGUAUCACCUGUGCUUUGCUGCACAACUUUGCAGGGAAACCAUCAGUGGCCAUGGAAGGAGUGCAGGCAGGGUACUUCUUCUCCUUCCCUCCGGCUGUCUGCAGGAAUGAACAGGUGAGCGAUACAGUUGUUCAUUAACCUGGAGUCAUUCAGUAAUCUCUCAGUACAUUUUCUAUAGGUAUUGUGUAGUCACCAACAGUACUGUAUGUCCUCAUUGUUAUAGAAAACCCUUAUCUUUUCUAACACCUUGAUCUUUGAACAAGCUCGUCUCAAGUUAAAGUUUUAAAGAUUGGUUAAAGAUUGGUGUAAGGCUACUUUUACUGGGCCAAAAACACUCACUGUGCAUUUCUGCAAAACAAAACUCUGAACCGGCCAUAUGGCGUGAUAUAAUCUGACAUGAUUUUUGGUGGUUGCUGUUGAGUCCCCUCAUAAUGACUGUGUUAUUACUGUGUUAUAACAGAAAGCCAAGCUGAUCAAACAGAUUCCAUUAGAACACAUCUGUCUGGAGACAGACUCUCCUGCCUUGGGACCAGAAAAAUAUGUGGGUCAUCAUUUGGAAUGCAUCAUUAUGUAAAGCAACAACCUGACAGUUUUGUAUUAUUGUUCUUAUUUAUUCUAUGUCUCCCCUUUGCAGGUAAGGAAUGAACCCAAGAACAUAUCACUGGUCUGUGAGUACAUUGCUCAUGUCAAAGGAAUCACACCUCAAAUGGUAAUUCAUGCCACUACAGAUAAUGCCCUCAGAUUGUUUACAAAAAUUAAGAGACUUGAGUGACAGGUUUUGUAAUUAAAUUCAUCUUGUGUUAACUCAUGCUGUGUCUCUGAAAAUGAAAUGGAAUUGUGAAUCUAACUGUAAGUCACUCUGGAUA